Molecule: messenger RNA, 2592 nt
Organism: Rattus norvegicus (Norway rat)
Lineage: Eukaryota; Metazoa; Chordata; Mammalia; Rodentia; Muridae
Source: RefSeq, a predicted model, not a curated record
AUAUUCCUUAAAAGCUGGACUUGGUGGCGCACGCCUUUAAUCCCAGCACUCAGGAGGCCAGCUUAGUCUCCACAGUGAGUUCCAGGCCAACUGAGGCUUCAUAUUGAGACACUGUCUCAAAAAAAAAAAAAAAAAAAAUCGUGCCAUGAGUGUUUUGCGUAUCACACCAUAUGCAUGCAACGCCUGAAAUGGCCAGAAGAGGGCAUCACAUUCUCUGAAACUAGAGUUUUAGGCAUCUGUGAGCUGCCCCGUGGGAUGCUGGGAAUCAAACCCAAGUCCUCGACAAGGACAGCUAGUGACCUUGAUCACUGAACCAACCCAGGAUUUCUUUAUGAUUGAUGGGAGAAUUCUGUAAUUAACUGGAGGUGAUGGUUUCAUGCCCAGUGAGUAUCAUAAAAUUUCCUGAUUAUGUAUAACUCAAAUGUUGACGUUUAUGUUAUGGGGCAUGAGCUGGAGUUACAGGCUGUUAUGAGCCACUUGGUAUGGGCACUGUGAGUUGAACCUGGGUCCUCUGUAAGAGCAGUAUGUACUCUUAACCACUGAGCCAUCUUUCCAAUACCCUUUAUUUUUAAAUUACGUAUAUGUUGGGGAUAUGUGUGCAUGAAUUCAGGCACCCAAGGAGUCCAGAAGAGGGCACCAGAUCUCCCUGGAGUUACAGGUGCUUGUCAGCGGCCCACUGUGGAUGCUGGGAACUAAACUCAGGUCCUCUUCAAGAGCACUACGCCACCAUAACCACAGAGCCACCUCUCCGGCCCCUCUCCUGCAUGCUUCAAAGGUGGGCAGUGGCACGACUGGCCUCAUGCAGACCUGGAGAGCUUUCGGCAUGCGUUUUACGAAAUGUUGGCUCUCUUCUGGUCUCCCAUCUCUCGGUCCAAGAGCAAGCCUCCUUUUCUCUUGUGGAAAAGCAUUUGUUAGUCAUUUGGAUUCCAGAUAAAGCCUCCCUUUCGAAACACUAGGACUUGAUGCCUAACCCAGGCAGACUUGGAACUCAGGACUUGUGAGCCUCCUGCUUCAGCCACCCGAGUUCUGGAAUUAGAGCUGUGUGUCUGUCCAAGCCUUCUUGCCACGAUCCCCUCCCUGCCAUCUCCUAAGCAUCUUUAAUCAUGCUCUGUUUCCAUAGCAACCGCUUCCUCCCUUUCCCUCCUCCGUCCCCUCUUCUCCCUCCUUCUUCCUUCCCUCCUCCCCCUUCUCCUCUGCUCUUCACCCUCUCUGCCCUCUCUUUCCCCUCCACCAGUUCUUUCUUUUUCUCACGGAUCUCCACUUCAUUCAGUAACAUCACCCAGUGCCCGCGAGCAGCCUGCUUCCCUUUUCUCUCCUGCCCUGCAGUUUGUCUUCUCCCCAGUCUCACACGCAGACAUCACAGAGUAUCCUGCCCUGCUGAUCCUCUGCCUGGACACACAGCCAGAGCCGUCUCAUUUGCAUAAGGGCACUCUAACACCGGUGACACAAUUCCUGGGGUCCCUUCCAGGGUUGGGUCGUGCCCUCUGCAGCGCAGCUCAGUGCUGGGGUUAAGAGGCUUGUCUCUCUGUUCUCAAGAUUUAGGAGAUGAUUUGUGGCAAAAACAAAACAAAACAAAACAACCCUUAGGUUGUUCUCAGUCCUUAAGUCUCCGGUAUUUUAAGGACGCAUUAAAAGCUUUGGCAUGGGUAACGGACUAUGCUCAGCAACCAAAUUUGUUUCCUAAAGUUGUCCAGGAAAUGUCCUAAUGGUCGACAGUUGGUUCCAAGAACCUUUCAAAGUAACAUCAAGUAGGGACUGGAGCUCUGGGGAUUUUGAGGGCAGCGAGGAGAUGAACGGCUUCACAGAGAAGCGUGGGGAUUUCCCAGGAGGCCCUGCUCAGUUGAGUCACAGGUCCUGUGUUUGACCUGUGGUCUUCUGGAGCGGCAGAACCUCGCCGAGCUGCUAAGGAGCAGAACGUUUCUUUCUUCGCUGCCCCGAGAUCGCAAGUGUCCUGUGCAUGUGACGUUUCGCUAUGGGAAGCAGCUGUUACAACAUGGUGGUCACCGUGCUGCUGGUGGUGGGCACCGAGGAGGUGAGAGCCACGCGGAACCCCUGUGACAGCUGUGAGGCUGGGACUUUCUGCAGUAAAUACCCUCCGGUCUGCACCAGCUGCCCUCCAAGUACCUACUCCAGCACAGGUGGACAGCCGAACUGUGACAUCUGCAGAGUGUGUCAAGGCUAUUUCAGGUUCAAGAAGCCUUGCUCCUCUACCCACAACGCAGAGUGUGAGUGCGUGGAGGGAUUCCACUGCUUGGGGCCAAAGUGUACCAGGUGUGAGAAGGACUGCAGGCCCGGCCAGGAACUAACGGAGCAGGCAUUUAAGAAGGCGGUUAGAACUGCUCAAGAGGAAGAUGCUUGUAGCUGCCGGUUUCCAGAGGAAGAAGAAGGAGGAGGAGGAAGCUACGAGCUGUAAUGUGCCAUCCUAGGAGAUGUGGGGACCCUCAGGAAACCGAGAAGCACUAAGACCCCCACCCUCCUAGGGAGUAGCACAAGUUACCCCACCCCCCUGUUCUUAAAACCAUCCUAGAUGGCAUUUGAGCACGCACCCCGUCCAAGUCUCUUCUGAUGCUAAUAUAUUUGUUAAUUUUUAAA